This is a messenger RNA of Calidris pugnax (ruff), 7937 nucleotides long. It is a transcript of the gene USP46, whose product is annotated as ubiquitin specific peptidase 46. Gene Ontology annotation, molecular function: cysteine-type deubiquitinase activity; cysteine-type endopeptidase activity. Bases 434 to 1534 code for a protein of 366 amino acids. The transcript has 9 exons. Lineage: Eukaryota; Metazoa; Chordata; Aves; Charadriiformes; Scolopacidae. Gene Ontology annotation, cellular component: cytosol; nucleus. The record is from RefSeq and is a predicted model, not a curated record. Gene Ontology annotation, biological process: protein deubiquitination.
CUUCCCCGGCGCUGCGAUGGAGCGGCGGGCGGCAGCCGCCCGGAGAGGAGGAGGAGGAGGAGGAGGAGGAAGGCAGAGAUUAGCGCGGUGCGGGCUGGCGCAGAGGCGCGGCUGAGCGCUCCAGCGGGAGCCUGGGGCCCUGCGAGAGUCAGAGGCGGAAGGAGCGGGGAUGCGGCUGCUCUCCCCGCGCCGCUAAACCUCCCGGUCUCUCGCCCGGGGGAGGGAGGGAGGAAGGGCAGGAAGGUCCGUCCUUCUCGCGGCUCUGCGGGCUCACGGGGAGCCUGGGCUGUCCCCUCCUCUUGCUUUUAUCCCAGCCCCGGAGCAGAAGCCGUCGCCGCCGCCCCCACUCCCUUCCUGCGCUCUUCCCACCAUGAGCGGGGCUGUUUUCACCUUAUAAAGAUGGCGGUGUGGGAUCGCUGCAACCUUUAGACUAAUGACUGUCAGAAACAUCGCCUCCAUCUGUAAUAUGGGCACCAAUGCCUCUGCUCUGGAAAAAGACAUUGGCCCAGAGCAGUUUCCAAUCAAUGAACACUACUUUGGAUUGGUCAAUUUUGGGAACACCUGCUACUGCAACUCCGUGCUGCAGGCAUUGUAUUUUUGCCGGCCGUUUCGGGAAAAUGUAUUAUCAUACAAGGCCCAACAGAAAAAGAAGGAAAAUCUCUUGACGUGCCUGGCAGAUCUUUUCCACAGUAUCGCUACUCAGAAGAAGAAAGUUGGAGUCAUUCCACCAAAGAAGUUCAUAUCAAGGUUACGAAAAGAGAACGAUCUCUUUGACAACUACAUGCAGCAGGACGCACAUGAGUUUUUAAAUUACCUGCUCAACACCAUCGCAGACAUCUUGCAGGAGGAGAAGAAACAGGAAAAGCAAAAUGGGAAACUGAAAAACGGCAACAUGAACGAAGCUGAAGAGAACAACAAACAAGAACUCACCUGGGUGCAUGAGAUUUUUCAGGGAACACUGACUAACGAAACUAGAUGUUUGAACUGUGAAACCGUUAGUAGCAAAGAUGAAGAUUUUCUUGACCUUUCUGUUGAUGUGGAGCAGAACACAUCAAUUACACACUGUCUAAGAGACUUCAGUAACACAGAGACAUUAUGUAGUGAACAGAAAUACUACUGUGAAACUUGCUGCAGUAAACAAGAGGCACAGAAAAGGAUGAGAGUAAAAAAACUGCCAAUGAUUCUUGCCUUACACCUCAAGAGAUUCAAGUACAUGGAGCAAUUGCACAGAUACACCAAGCUCUCUUACCGUGUGGUAUUUCCUCUGGAGUUACGUCUCUUCAACACAUCUGGCGACGCCGUCAACUUGGAUCGGAUGUACGACUUGGUAGCUGUUGUUGUUCACUGUGGGAGUGGACCGAAUCGGGGGCAUUAUAUUACUAUUGUGAAAAGUCACGGAUUUUGGCUCUUGUUUGAUGAUGACAUUGUAGAGAAAAUAGAUGCUCAAGCUAUUGAAGAAUUCUAUGGUCUGACCUCUGAUAUAUCAAAAAAUUCAGAGUCUGGCUACAUUUUAUUCUAUCAGUCAAGGGAGUGACUUGGCAAACUACGACAAUGGCGCACAACGAUGCUGCACGCGAAAGAAGGUGACGGCCCCCCCUUAGCUGACUUUUACCCAGACCACAUCUUGUAUGGCUGAACAACGACACACUCUGUCUCCUAUUAAAUGGUCUACGUGAUAUUGGCUAUAACCGUCCAUUUUUGACAUCAAGAACUUUGUUUUGGAGGGGGGGGAAGGGAGUUGUUUGUAGUUUUUAAGUCUGAUUGAAGAGUUAAUUGCAGUCAGAUUUUAGUGGAAUUUAUAUGGACUAACAUUUACAGAUAAUAAGAUUUGGAUGUCAACUGUUAAAACCAAUCCAGAUAGAGUAGUAUUUUAUAUGGAAGUGUUCAUUGCAUUUAGGGCAAAAUUGUUUAAAACUUUCUAAAUGGCUUUGGGGUGUGUUGAUUUACAAAGCAUUCCUUUAAAUACACCCUGACAUAUACUUACCCAUUUUAAGUGUAAGGGAAAAAAAUCUGUUUCACAAUGACUGGAACUGUGGUUCUAUAGGGGACUUUUUUACAUGUUAUUCUCUGCUGCAAAAAUCUUCCAAAAUCAUUUAAGCUUUGGGUUGUUAAAAACUUUCAGUGUGUAACCUCAGGCCUAAAAUUCACAUAGAGGGGUUUAAAUUAUAGCGGAUCUAAGUAAUUCUGUAUUUCCAGUCACUUUGUUUAUCAUGAGAUAGUACAGAUGUGGUGAGAUUUCAGAACUUACAGAGCACUGGAAUAAAGGGAGCGAGAUGAUACAUACGACACAGGGAUAAAUUACAUUUCUAGAGACUGAGCUUAUCUUUCCAUUAAAACGAUAUCAGAGGUAGUUUACUUACUUGAGUUUGGGGAGAUUUCAAUGCUGCUCGUGUAGAACAUAUCCAUGGGACUGAAAUUACACAGUCCAGUUAAAUAAGUGUUGUUCUUACAAUGCAUAAAACAUGGCUUGAUACUGCAGUUUUCUGAAUGUCCAUAGGUCCCAUUUUCAUUUCUGAAGACAGAGUCCAUUUCUUAGCAACAUAACAUGAUGUGUAACAACCAUUAGUCUACACAGGCUGUCACAUAUAUAUCAUCUCUAACAUUGUGGCCGUGUUUGACAGCAUUUGGGUCACCACAGGAAUGGAUAGGGCUCUGGAGUGUCUUAUUUAAGAAAAAAAAAAAAAGCUUAGUUUGUAAUUCUGCUGGGUGAAAUGGGCUGGCACUAGUCAUGCACUGACUAACAAAACUGCUGAGCUCACAUACUAGAAUUUGGAAAAGAAUGAAUGUAGAGGAAAGUAUCAAUAGGGUAUGAGAAGGGAUCGAUAGCAGGUGAGGCAGGGGUAGCCCUGGGUAACUACCUUGGUUGGACACUGUCACUCCAUCCUACAAUUCUUGAACGUCAGUAUCCAAAUUCCUGUUUCAAUGAAGUCAACGGCAAAACCACUCUUUCUGUCUUCAAGGGGACUGACAGUUGGUUCUAGUAUUUACAAAGAAAUAUUCUCAUCUCACAAAAUGUAUUUCUACCUGUAUUUUAUUCACUCUCAUUUAGUAUUUAUUAGACAAUGUUGCUUUUGGACCUCCUUUUCUCUAAAAAGCCUGCCUGACACUUUAUGGCCAACACUCCAUUUCAAGAAAAGGCUUUUGAAGUGCAGCUAAAUCUUCUAUUUUAGUCUUCUGUAGGAAAGAGGAUAACCUUUUUCAUUGUAAUCUACUGUGAAUGUGAAAUAACUUUUGUUAAAUAAUGAUGAAAAUGAAGUACUAGCUUCCACUGUAACAUCAACUGAAGGUCAAUUGGAUUUAUCCAUGGCCAUUUUGCAAACUAAGAAAAUGUAGCACUUUACACCAAAAGAGAAACAGAAAUGGACUUUUCAUCUAACAUUAUUUGUGAUUUAUCCAGUUAUUAUACCAAUACAAGAAAACAGACGUAGAAUGUAACCUUAGAGUAUUUACUUGGGUGAAAAACAGUAGUGAGCUACAGAGAUCACUCACAGGAAUGAAGGCUGGUGUGCAGGCUCAAGACUCAUAAUUGGGAUGCAGCUCUGGUUCUUUUAUUGAUGUUAGAAUGAGAUGUUCUAGCACAGAAGACAGGCAUCUUACAGGAGACUUCAACUCUCACUGAGGCCCAGGAGCUUUGCCACCGAAAAGCUAAGCCUGCAGAUCACUCUUUAAUGGAUUUAUUUAUAUGCAUUCUGAAUUGCCAUAUAAAAAUAUAAUAAAUCACUUGCCUUUUAAAGUGGGCAAUGUUUCCUCGUGAAUGAAGGCACUUUCUAGAUCCAAAGGUCUGUACUUCACAAUUUACUGCUGGACAUCCUUAGGGCAUUCUGCAAUUCUAAAACAGGAAACAGAAAAUAUAUUCUUGAGGUAUCGUUUGAAUGUUUAGGGCCCAUGUUUAUAUGAAAAGUAACUUUUCAUAAAAAUAAUUUUUAAAUCGGUUCAAUUUUAGGAAACAUUUUCCAUAUUUCAAUUGACUUAUCUGAAAAUUGAUUUUUUUUAAGUUAGUAAUAUGAAUUAAUAUUUAAAAGCUAAAGUACAGGAUAAUAAUCUUUGGUUUUCUCCAGCUGCAAAACAGCUCAUGUUGUAAAACAUACAGAUGAUUACAGUAUGUUAAUGAGAGAAAAAUUACUAGAACAAGUCUUUUCAUAAAAUAUGAAAAACUGUUUUAAAUUCCUGCCAGCCCAUGACAAGAUCACAGCAUUGGCACCACAGUGAUCCAACAUCAGUGGUCUGUCAUCAGCUCUGAAAAAUACUCACUUCAUGGUAACACCAGCUAAACACGAAGGAACAUUUUCUUUUGAUGAAAAAAAUAAAAAUAAAAAUUGCAGUCACAAUUCUAUAAAUUAUAUCUAAUGUGUACUGAAUGUCUUGAAUUCAGUCCAGCAAUAGCUUUCCAUCACGGGUGGAUGAACAGUGCCAGUCUGGGCAGCAGAACUUCCCCUCUCUGUCAAAUUAAGAACAUUCACACAGGUGUUGCAGGAUUGGGACCCUCACAGGAACAAUCAUAUGAUGUAACAUAUUUUAGUUGAUUAAAUAAAACAUAAUCCUUUUUCUCUUAUGAAUAGAUUUCCAGUCCCUUAUGAAAGAAUGGAAAAAUAUCUAGGACAAUAAAGCUUUUCAGCCAGCAGCUAGAAAACAAAAUUGUAGCACAGAUGUCCAAUCGUAUUCUGUGCUUCCCUAAAAUAACUAUUUUUAUGGUGUUGGGUUCUGAAUUUAUUAGACCUAAUGACACCUGAAGUUUUCUACUUCUUUCACACACCAUUACUGAGAUUGUCAGAACAUGCAUCCAUUUAUAAAUCUUAGAAAAAUGAACAUUUUUGCCCUGUACUGUUUUUCCACCAAGCCCAAUGAAGUACUGCAGUGCUGAUGAAUCAGUUAUCUUAGAGGAUGAGCUCAGACCUCAACUUUUAUGUUUCACAGAACAGGCUGUCAGGAUUUUAUGUAAUUUCUAUUUUUGGGACAUAGCAGAGGGAGGCAGAAGAGGGAAGUGAUGGAGAAACCAUACCAGUGAAGCAUAACACCUUGUUGAAAUUAAAUCCCCAAAUUACUCCUGCCAAUUUUGUUUUAAUAAUUUACAGUUACCUCAGAACGGUAGAUUACAUCUUACAAGUCUUGUCUCUCUAGCAGUUGGGGUAAAGAAAAUAAAGCAGUAGGUGUUUCCUUCGCAUUAAGUUUAAUAAAUAUGUUAAAAACCUAACUCAGCUGAAACUGAAAUUUACAUUACACUGUGGGCCCUAAAGUGCUGCCACAACCUGCCUUUUAUCUCCAGACAUUACAUUUCCUUCAUCCAUCUGCUGCAGCAUCACGUACUUGGGACCCGAGCCGACAGCUUGCAGCUGCCAGUGAUUCCAUGCCUCUCAGCAGCAGCCCCUUCUUGUGUUCUCCCUUUUCUGCUGCUUGUGGCUGACAAGUGAGAGCAGUAUCUUACAGCUGAAUGUGGGCUAGAAAUUUGAAGAAGUUUUGGCUGUGUACCUGUUCUUUGCUAGUACCGUUUAUCAGUGUUUGUUUUAAUUUAUUUCUCUUUUGUUGGUCUGUUAUUGUAUUUGUAUAAUAACUUAUGUAGUUAAUAUUAUUAGGGUUUUGUUUUAAUUUUUAUGUACUUUAAUUUUUUAAAUGUAAUCAACCCAAGCACUUUAAACAACAACGUCAAUCUUGUGAAAUUCCAAUCAGCUUAACAUUUUGCCUUUGUCUUUUUGCUUUUGCAGCUGUUUGCUUGUGAUCCAACGUCUCUAGUUACAGCCCAGUUCCCAUUCUUAGGCUUGUAGUCCUAGUUGGGUUGUAAAUUUGGGAAGCCCAAAUUUGUUCAUAGGUAAUUGUUCCUACAGAACAAGGAGGCAGUAUUUACUACACCUGGCAGUGUGUACCUGAGGAUUGCACUCACACUGCACAUUUCACAGCCCUUUUUGCACUCUCUGCUAACCCGGCUGAGAAUGACUGUGAUGCUUUAAUCUGUGGCGCAGUUAUCAAUGACUAAUUUAAGAAAAUCUCCACUUCUCCCAGGAGAAUUCUCUUUUACCAAACACAAGAGUUGGCUGUCAAUCAGCUGAUGAUACAGACAUUGCACUCUUUGCCAUUUUAUCUGUGCUCUGUACAGUCUCAAGCAUGAAUAAUCCUAAGAGCUGCAUUUAUUCUUGGCCCUUGUCUGAGCACUCGCAAGGAGGGCAAUCUUUUUGCAUUUUCCUUCUCUCCACUUGGGCUCCUAUAAAGGGAAAAGAUAAUGAAGUAGGAAAAGUGCUGGUGUAAAAAAACCACACCAUUUAUCAAAGACACUGGAUGUUUCUUAGAGGCCAGCAUCUGUGGUAUCCAUAUCAGAAAGUCACUGACUUUCUGUGUUGUUAAUGCAAGGGUUAUUUUUAGUUUUUUAGACUUCAUAUUCUCUUUGAUCAAUGACAAGAAACAGGGCUUUUUCCUGUUGCAUCAGUUCUAUUACUGAGGUGUUUCUUCUCAAUUUAACAUGGCACUUAAUAUUUAAAUAGCCCUUGGGAAGCCUCAACAGACACCCUUUUAAUUUCUUCCAGUUAACAUGCAUUACUUCAAAGAGAUUGCUUGAACCUGUCCACAAGACUUAUUCAGAUUAACACACUCCUUUUGCAUACAAGGUCAAAUAACACCUAUCAGGAGGUAUGUGCCCACCUGAUGGGACCAUCUGGGCUAAGCCCACACGUCUGUACACACUAAUGAUUCCUUACCCUCUAGGAGGUUUGCUUGCUGGUUGUGCCUGAAUGAUUUGAAAUGAAACGGUGCAUAACUCCCAUUAUUCAUGGUCUCAGAGUUCCUAUAAUUCUUUAAUAAUUCUGCUUCACUUGAUUGUCAAGACUGCGACUAUUGCAUGGUGUGAAAUAAAUUGUGUGUGCCAGUCAUGGUGAUCAAUUUAACAGCCUAGAGCUUCUGGUGAAGCCUGAUGCAGGUGGCAACUUCGCUGUAUGUAAGAAUGUUAAAGAGUAAGUGACUUUUCUGUGACAGCACAGUAGGUCUGCAGGAGGAGCUGGACUGUCAUACAGCUUCCUAACCCUCCGCUCACACCCAGCUGAAGUUGGUGCUCCAUCCUGUAGAAAAUCCUGACCCUUCUCCUAAGGGUUCCAAAGUGGCAGGAGCAAACCCUGUGCAAAGACACCUUGCAGUUCACCAGAACACCUUCCUGGCCACAGGAGAUAAUUUAUGAAUGUUUGCAACCCCUCUCUCCCCACUCCCCAAAACAUCAUUGGUAGAUGACCAUUCCUUAAAGAGGCUGAGCUUAAACAUCAGCUUUCAGUAAUGGUGGCCAUCUUUGCAAAUGUCCCAAGGCAGAUUGUGUUCACACUCUAAACUGUUCCCUAGUUCUCUCUCAACUCUCCUUCUACCAGCAAAAGCAACGUCAGGGCAGCCACGUUACAGGUUCAAGUGCUUUUCCUGGAGACAAUUUUCUAGCUUCAGUGGCUUUUGUUGAAGAAAAGCUAACACAAGCUCCAUGACUUAUCCAUGACUCUUUAGGAGUAAGGUCACCAUACACUGUUCUAAUAUGAGUGUAGGGUAGGGGGAAGAAGAAAGAGAAAAGGAAGAGAUAGGUAAAGGGUUGGUUUUUCAGAGGCUUUGAAUAUGUAUAUCUGUUUGUAAAUAUAGAGUCUCUCUCUACCUUGUCAAAACGAUACAAUCGUAAUAAAACUACUUAAAUAUUUUGUGCUAGCUUUUUAAAUGGAGCAAGAGGUAGUAAAAUUAUUAGGCACACAAUUGGGGAUACAUAAAAAUACUUAAUUUCUAGUAAAGCGUACAAUACAUGGUGUAUGUGUACAGUUGAGUAUCUGCUCUUUUUAAUCAUGUACAUGUAAUUAAGCUGCACUACCUGCAGACCUGUAAGAUAAAUCUCAUGUUGGUUAUUAAGGUUGUAACAUAAGAAAACAGUAUUUUCUCCUGUUAACAUGUUUAUAUUUUACAAAAAAUAAACUCCCUAGCUGAUCUUGCUUCCA